This is a messenger RNA of Strongylocentrotus purpuratus (purple sea urchin), 2662 nucleotides long. It is a transcript of the gene spg7, whose product is annotated as paraplegin. Bases 148 to 2604 code for a protein of 818 amino acids. The record is from RefSeq and is a predicted model, not a curated record. The transcript is spliced from 16 exons. Gene Ontology annotation, cellular component: m-AAA complex; membrane. Gene Ontology annotation, molecular function: ATP hydrolysis activity; ATP binding; ATP-dependent peptidase activity. NCBI's taxonomy places the organism in Eukaryota, Metazoa, Echinodermata, Echinoidea, Camarodonta, Strongylocentrotidae. Gene Ontology annotation, biological process: mitochondrial protein processing; protein-containing complex assembly.
UUCAAUCAAAGGCUUGCGAAACAAAAUGUCAGCGCCCAUGGAAUUAUGCAAUUUCUUGUAACGAUUGCUCUGUGUUCGUUUUGACAGUUUGUUUGAUAUUGUUGUAGAUGGUUAAGAUAAAAAAAAUUACAGCCAAUAGUCUAGAAAAUGUAUUCUAUUCAAGGACUUUCACGGGCUUCGUUAAAAAGGACGAUUUCUGGAGUAAAUUCUGCUUUUUGUAGGACAUACUGCCCAUCGACUUCACAGAGUAUCUCCACCCCGACUGGAUCGGCAGAAAGCGCUGCUAGUGAUGGCUACCAACGACGUACUCCGCGGCCGCAGCUGCAGACAACACUCGGACGUGGAUCAUUUCUACAUUUUCACUCACGAUGUCUUCAGAAUGCCUGGUCGAAAAAGAAAUACCAGAGUAUUGAGAAGGAAGUAUGUGCCUUUGAUAGUCUUCUUAAGAGGUCUGGAUAUCAUGACAGGAGUGCAUUAUCCAGUCUCCUUGUAUCCAUGGAUAACAUGAGGAGUUUUAGUACUUCAAGUGCAAUGCAGCAACAGAGAGAGGAUCAAGAUCAGAAGGAUGAUGAAGAUCCAAGUAAGAAGGCCGGUGAUGGGGAGAAUAUCAGGAUGUUGAUUGUUGUGAUGCUGAUCCUAACUCUUCUUAACCUUCUCUCCAGAGGUGAUGAGGCUCAGAACAUUUCAUGGCAGUCAUUCGUCAAUGAUAUGCUUGCUAAAGGAGAGGUGAAGGAUGUGUCAGUAACGUAUUAUGAUACUGAUGGCAGUGGAGAGAGCAAGAAUCCUGAGUCUGAUGUAGUCCAUGUCUUCCUGCAUGAUGGUGCUAUCGUCUUUGGUAGAGAGGUCGGAAGAGGACAGCCUAACCAUUUCAGGAUGCGUGUUGGCAACAUUCAGAAGUUUGAGCAGAAACUAAGGGAGGUUGAGGAACAGCUUGGGAUCGCACACAAAGACAGAAUUCAGAUCCGUUACCAGCAUUCUAGCUCUGAUGGAAUGAUGAGUAUCCUGGGAACAGUCCUUGUUCUGGGUUUUCUCUUCUACAUCAUACGCUCAGCAAUGAGAGGAGGAGGGAUGAAUGCUUUUACUCAGCUCACUAAGGCAAAGUUCACGGUUAUAGAGGAAGGGGCUUCUAAGGGAGUGUCCUUCAAGGAUGUAGCUGGCCUCAAGGAAGCCAAGGUAGAAGUCAUGGAGUUUGUGGACUAUCUAAAGAGACCAGAAAAGUUCAUGGAGCUUGGUGCAAAGGUCCCCAAAGGUGCCCUCCUCUUGGGCCCCCCUGGAUGUGGAAAGACUCUCCUCGCCAAGGCAGUGGCUACUGAAGCCAAUGUGCCCUUCCUAGCCAUGGCUGGAUCAGAGUUUGUGGAGAUGAUUGGGGGCUUGGGAGCUGCUAGAGUACGCAGCCUCUUCAAGGAGGCGCGUAACAGGGCCCCCUGCAUCGUCUAUAUUGAUGAGUUGGAUGCUAUCGGCAGGAAACGAUCAGAUUCAGCUAAUAUGAACUCGUCUGGUGAGGAGGAACAGACCUUGAAUCAGUUGCUGGUUGAGAUGGAUGGAAUGGGAACUCAGAAAGAUGUCAUCAUGCUUGCGUCUACUAACAGGGCUGAUAUAUUAGAUAAGGCUCUACUGCGUGCCGGUCGAUUUGAUCGACACAUCCUCAUCGAUAUACCUACCAUGAUUGAGAGAAAGGAGAUCUUUGAAGUCUAUCUCAAGAAGCUCGUCCUCAAAGGGAAACCAGCAGAUUAUUCCACCAGGCUGGCGCAGCUUACACCAGGAAUGAGUGGAGCUGACAUAGCCAACAUGUGCAACGAAGCUGCCCUGCAUGCAGCCAGGGAGGACCACAAGGCUGUUCACACUGAGAGCUUUGAAUACGCUGUGGAGCGCAUCCUAGCAGGUGCAGCAAAGGCUGAAAACGUGAUGUCCAAGGAGGAACGUAACGUGGUGGCGUUCCAUGAAUCAGGACACGCCCUCGUUGGCUGGCUGUUGGAGCAUACUGAUGCUUUGUUGAAGGUCUCCAUUGUACCAAGGGCCAGUGCUGCACUGGGGUUCGCACAGUAUCUUCCCUCGGAUCAGAAGCUCUACUCAAAAGAACAGUUGUUUGACAGGAUGUGUAUGGCAUUAGGAGGUAGAGUAGCUGAGGCAAUCAUCUUCAACAAAGUUACUACAGGAGCCCAGGAUGACCUGAACAGGGUCACCAAGUUGGCUUACUCUCAGAUCAGAUCUCUUGGAAUGAAUGAUGAAAUAGGACACCUAUCAUUCCCUGAGGGUAGCUCCAGUGAGCUAGGCAAGAGGCCUUAUAGUCAUAGGCUACAGCAUACGAUGGAUGAGGAAGCUAGGAAGUUGGUUGCUACUGCAUACAGGGCUACAGAAUCUUUGCUAAAUCAACAUGUAGAUACAUUGAAAUUGUUGUCCAAAAAUCUCCUUGAAAAGGAAGUUCUGAACUACACGGAUGUUGAAGCCCUGAUUGGACCGCCACCAUUUGGAGAAAAGAAGAUGAUUUCCAUUGAUGACUUUGACAUUAUGAACUAUAGUGAUGAUGAAAUGGAUGCUGAAAACAUGGGGAAAAAAAAGGAACAAGAACAAAGAUUGAAAGAACAAGAAGAGGAGGACAGAUGAGUGAUGUGUUUGGGAUUUAAUGGAACUGACAUGAGUGCAUGGUUCUCACAUUAGAAGA